This is a messenger RNA of Oncorhynchus masou masou (cherry salmon), 2230 nucleotides long. Its product is annotated as putative palmitoyltransferase ZDHHC13. Gene Ontology annotation, biological process: protein palmitoylation. Gene Ontology annotation, cellular component: Golgi membrane. Gene Ontology annotation, molecular function: protein binding; palmitoyltransferase activity. The record is from RefSeq and is a predicted model, not a curated record. Lineage: Eukaryota; Metazoa; Chordata; Actinopteri; Salmoniformes; Salmonidae.
GGAAGUUCGCCAGCAAAAUUUACAUUUACAUUUAAGUCAUUUAGCAGACGCUCUUAUCCAGAGCGACUUACAAAUUGGUGAAUUCACCUUCUGACAUCAGUGGAACAGCCACUUUACAAUAGUAACGUUUUCGUUGUCCUCUCGUCACAGUUCUGGCUGUACAAUGGAUUGGAAGGGAGAUACUGGCGGUCACAACCAUGACAGUUGCCAUGGCCACGGGGGUCACUCGCAUGUGCCUGCGGUGCAUGGAUUCGGGGAUCACGGCAGUAGGAUGGCACACGGAUUCAUGCCUGCUUUCCAUGGCCAGUUUGGCCCAAGAGCUGGCCAGAUGAUAGACCCCACUCAGCAGCCCAAGAAACGUGCGCAUAUGGAUGACAGCAGCAGCUGGGACAUUGUCAAGGCAACACAGUUUGGUAUCCUGGACCGAUGUAAGGAACUGAUGGAGGCUGGUUACAAUGUGAGGCAGCCUGACAAGGAGAAUGUCUCCCUCCUACACUGGGCAGCCAUCAACAACCACGCAGAGGUGGUCAAGUAUUAUAUAUCCAAAGGGGCAGUCAUAGACCAACUAGGUGGUGACCUGAACUCCACACCCUUGCAUUGGGCCAUAAGGCAAGGCCACCUCUCCAUGGUGAUCCAGCUGCUGCGGUACGGAGCCGACCAAUCUGUGGCCGACGGGGAGGGCUACCGCAGCCUGCAUCUGGCAAUCCUCUUCCAACACAUGCCCAUAGCAGCCUACCUCAUGGCCAAGGGACAAGAAGUUGACCUUCCUGACUCAAAUGGGCAGACACCCCUGAUGUUGGCAGCACAGAAAAUCAUUGGGCCCGAGCCCACUAACUUCCUGCUGAAGUGCAAUGCGUCGGUGAGUGCGGUGGACAAAGUGAACAGGAACUCUCCGCUGCACUGUGCCGUGCUGGCGGGAAACGUAGACGCCGCACACAUCCUGCUGGAAGCCGGGGCUAGCGUGGAUGCCGAGAACGCCAACGGUGACACUCCCAUAGACUUGGCCCACCAGGUGCACAGCCCCCUGCUCGUCCACAUGCUCAACCACGUCAAGCAGGAGAGGAUACGCUCCAAAUCCCGCUGCCUGCGCCUAGUUAACCGGUACAGGGUGUGUCUUCAGUUUAUGUUCUGCGUUGCUGUGCUGGGCAGUGUGGGAGCGAUAGCUGACUUGAGCUCAGAAUCCUGGCUGCUGAAAGGGGUUCUGCUGGCCUGUGUGAUGGCUGUGGUCAACCUGGCUCAACGGCAAUUGGCGAGCCCGGCCCUGCAGUCGCUGGUUCCUGCUACAACUCUUAUGGCAUCAGUCUUCUGGAUGCUGGUCACCUGGUGCCUGUGCUUCCUGCCUGAUGGUCCCAGUGCCACGGUACAGGUGUUGUUCACUGUCAACGCCACGGUUCUGCUCUACUACUACCUCCGCUCCUGUCGGACUGACCCCGGCAUCGUCAAGGCAACUGAGGAAGAGAAAAAGAUGAAUGUGGUGUUGCUGGCAGAGGCGGGCUGCUUGGACCCCAGUAUCUUCUGCACUUCAUGUAUGAUGAAGAAGCCUAUGAGGGCCAGUCACUGCUUCUCCUGUGACGCCUGCGUGGCGAAACAGGACCAUCACUCCAUCUGGAUCAAUGGCUGCAUCGGUGCCAGGAAUCACCACUUCUUUGUUCUCUUCCUCCUCUAUCUCUGCCUGAUGGGAGCGUGGAUGUUCUACGGAUGUCUCGUGUACUGGUCAAAGCACUGCCCGCUGCACUACCAAGAGGAGGGUGUGUGGGCCAUCUCUGCCCUGGUGGGCUGUUCUUCCUGGGUACUGGGUGUCUUCUGUCUAGCUUUCUUCCAUACCUCCUGGGCUUCCAUACUACUGGUCAUACAGCUCUACCAGAUUGCGUUCUACGGCCUGACAAACACAGAGAUGGCAAACCUGGUGCUUCGUCAGAGGAAACUCCCACAAUCCAUCUCUCUCAGACAGAACCCUUACAAUUUGGGUGUGGUGCGGAACCUUGUGUCGUUCUUCCAGCUGCGUUGCUGUGGGCUGUUCAAGCCCGCCAUGGUCGACUGGACCCAGCAGUACCCACCCGGCCGAGACCACAUGUUCGGCCAGCCCAACAUUGUCUGACCCCACAGGGGGCAGCUAGGACCUGGAUCCACUAUCGUUCUGGACCAAACGGAUGAAGCUUAUUUAAAAAAUCUAUAUUUUGGACUGCCUGUGAAGAAACACCACUAUAAAGAGAUAGCAUGGAGGAAGUUU